Messenger RNA from Thamnophis sirtalis, 2664 nucleotides. RefSeq names its product cadherin related family member 1 (gene CDHR1). Gene Ontology annotation, cellular component: adherens junction; plasma membrane; catenin complex. Gene Ontology annotation, biological process: cell-cell adhesion mediated by cadherin; cell morphogenesis; cell migration. Lineage: Eukaryota; Metazoa; Chordata; Lepidosauria; Squamata; Natricidae. The record is from RefSeq and is a predicted model, not a curated record. Gene Ontology annotation, molecular function: cadherin binding; calcium ion binding; beta-catenin binding.
AUGAAGCGAAAACGACAUUUGCCAACCUCGUUGUUUCUCAAUCUGGUGCACGUUUGCCUGGUUCAAGCAAAUUAUGCACCCUAUUUCUUUGACAAUGGAGCCAGCAGCAAUAAUGGGAAUAUGGCCCUCUUCAGCCUCUCGGAAGAUACAGCUGUGGGCACGCAUGUUUAUACACUAAAUGGAACAGAUCCGGAAGGAGAUCCGGUAACCUAUGGCAUUACCUUUGAUGCCGGAGCAAGAAAAUACUUCUCCGUGGAUGAAAACUUUGGAAAUGUUACCCUGAUUGCAGAGCUUGAUCGGGAGACACAAGACGAGAUCGAAGUGGUUGUUAAUAUUUCUGAUGGAUUAAGCACAGUGGCGGAAAAGGUCAGAAUCGUUAUAACAGACGCAAAUGACGAGAGACCAGAAUUCAUCAACACGCCUUACAUCGUUCAAGUCCAAGAGAACAUGCCGGUUGGGAGCAGCAUCUUCAAAAUCGAAGCAGUGGACAGAGACACAGGCUCAGGAGGCAGCAUUAACUAUUUCCUGCAGAAUAUCCAUACAAAUAAAUUUACCAUAGAUCGUCACAGCGGUGUCCUUCGCAUCAAAACAGGGACCAGCCUCGACUACGAAAAAGCAAGAACUUUUUUCGUGACUGCAGUGGCUAAGGAUGGUGGGGGAAAGCUUCGUGGAAAUCACAAGGUAUUUUCAGCCACAACUACCAUCACAAUCAAUGUUGAGGAUAUUCAAGACACGCCACCAAUUUUUGUGGGCACACCCUACUAUGGGUAUGUGUAUGAGGACACACUGGUGGGAUCGGAAGUUAUAACUGUUGUUGCCAUUGACGGAGACAGGGGAAUACCUAAUGACAUAUAUUACAGCAUUAUGAAUGGAAGUGAAGGUUCAUUUGAAAUAAAUAAUGCAACGGGAGCUAUUUCUGUUGUUAAAAACCCAACUAAACUGAAGAAAGAAGUAUAUGAACUGAAGGUCCAGGCUUCCGAAAUUGGUUCAGAAGACAACGAAACUGCUCAUGCAUCCACCACGGUCAUCAUCAGAAUGGUAGACCUUAACAAUCACCCACCAACCUUCUAUGGAGAAAGUGGGCCACAGAACCAAUUUGAGCUGACCAUCUAUGAGCACCCACUGGAAGGUGAAACCUUGAGGGGCCUCAAAAUUAUGGUCAAUGAUUCAGAUCAGGGAGCAAAUGCUAAAUUUAACCUCCACCUUGUUGGGCUCGGAGGAAUUUUCCGUGUUGUCCCUCAGACAGUUCUAAAUGAAGCCCAAGUCACAAUAAUAGUGGAAAAUUCUGCUGCCAUCGAUUACGAAAAGUUCCAAGAGUUAACCUUCAAGCUUCUUGCAGUAGAAGUGGACACACCUGAGAAAUUUAGUUCAACGGCCGAUAUUGUGAUCCAUCUCUUGGACACAAAUGAUAACAUCCCCCAAUUUUCAUCUGAUUACUACAUCGCCAAGAUCCCAGAGAAUUCUCCCGGGGGUUCCAAUGUAGUUGCUGUAACUGCAAUUGAUCCAGAUUCAGGCCUCUGGGGUGAAUUAAAAUACUCAAUUUAUGGAACAGGAGCAGAUCUCUUUCUGAUUCAUCCCUCUACUGGGAUUAUCUACACUCAGCCGUGGGCCAACCUAGAUGCAGAAAUCAGCUCCAAGUACCAUUUUUUCGUGAAGGCAGAAGAUAUAGAAGGAAAGCAUAGUUUGGCCGAAGUCUUCAUCACUGUCCUUGAUGUCAAUGAUCAUUCUCCGGAGUUCAGUGAGAACAUUCAGGAAAAAACCAUGAUUAUUGGAUCCCCAGUAAAAGUUGAGGCAAUAGAUCAAGAUGCAGAAGAACCCAAUAACAUUGUGGACUACGCCAUUAUGCAGACUGAUCCGGCCGAUGUGUUUGAUAUUGAUCAAAGCUCUGGAGAAAUUAAAUUGAAAUCUUACAUACGAUCCUUGGACGUCAUUCACAACAUCACCAAGAACAAAGAUUGCAUUUGGUCAGUGAUCAUCCAAGCGAAGGAUCGAGGGUCUCCAUCGUUUAGCACCACAGCUGUUCUGAAACUUGGCAUCAGAGAAGAGACUCUUCACACAGGACCAAUGGCUGCCUUUCUGAUGAAGACCAAAGACAACCCAAUGAAGGCCAUAGGAGUCCUGGCAGGCCUGAUUGGGAUCAUGGUGAUGGUCAUCCUUUUCAUCUCCACUGCCAUGUUCUGGCGCAAUAAAAGGUCCCCCAGGAUCAUGCCAGCACGACGGAUCAUCAAAAAGAGGCCGAAUUAUCAACCUCGUACCUUUAGGAUGCAGUGGUUGAGCUUCAAGAAGUCCUCUAGCCAUGCGGCAGAGAAAUUUACAGUCAAUGAAGACAACAUCAGCUUGCAGAAUGAGAACAGCAAUAACAGUUCCCAGAUUCCGUCUCUGCCGCCACCACCACCCUCCGUGCCAAUCCCAUCGCAAGCCUCUCUCUUCAAGAUCCAGGAACCCACCUGGAAAUUGUCCACAGUUUCAGGAUCCCUGAGCCCUAAGUUCGUAAAUAAGCAGGCAAGGAAAAAGGGAGCUCUCCACGCAGCCGACACAGCUCUGGUAUCUGAGCUCAAGCAGAGAUUGGAGAUGAGAAAUUCAGUGGUCAGCCAGCCUCACAUUUAACACAAAGUGGUGUGGGACAUACAACUUUGUGUAUUAUUCCAAGACCAUGGUGUGACC